Molecule: messenger RNA, 2403 nt
Organism: Cuscuta epithymum
Lineage: Eukaryota; Viridiplantae; Streptophyta; Magnoliopsida; Solanales; Convolvulaceae
Source: the annotation of a GenBank genome assembly
UUGCGGUGUCGCGCGUGCAUAGUUCGACUAUCAGUCGAUCCGAUCGAUAACCAUAAUAAGAUACAAAUAUGAAAACAAAAGAAAACGGGGACGCGUUAUGCAAAUAUCUUUAAAUUACUCUGACGACGGGGCGGUGUUUCCUCCCUUUCUCUCAGCUGCGUGUCUCGGUGGUCUUCCAAACCGACGGGCCUGAGCGACGGAGGGAGGAGAAAGAUCGGUGGGUUAUUCAUCUCCAUUUGAACUGAGCAAUCCCUCAUCACAGUCACCAUGAAUGAGAAGGCUAAUGUUUCUAAGGAGCUAAACGCCAAGCACAGAAAGAUCUUAGAAGGUCUUCUCAAGUUGCCUGAGAACAGAGAAUGUGCAGAUUGCAAAGUAAAAGGCCCACGAUGGGCUAGCGUGAAUUUAGGAAUCUUUAUAUGCAUGCAAUGCUCAGGGAUCCACAGAAGUCUUGGAGUACAUAUAUCAAAGGUUAGAUCAGCCACACUUGAUACAUGGCUUCCAGAACAAGUUGCAUUUAUUCACUCAAUGGGAAACGAGAAGGCAAAUUGUUACUGGGAAGCAGAACUACCUCCAAAUUAUGAUAGAGUUGGAAUUGAGAAUUUCAUUCGUGCAAAAUAUGAAGAGAAAAGAUGGGUUCCGAAGGAUGGGAAACAAGCAUCACCGUGGGUACAAUCUAGUGAUAGAAGUGGGUAUGGACAUGCAAACAGCUCUGGUAAUUUAUCCAAUGAAAAGAAAAAUGUCCAGACACCAAGCAUGAAGCAUAAAACUCCAAAUGCUAGAGUUAGUAUACCAGUGCCACCUAAAGGACAAGACAAUGCAGCUCCUCAAUUGACACCUCAAGAAAAUCAGAAAGCAGAGCUAGUGGCAGCAGCUGAACCUGCAAAACAGAUUGCAGAACCUGCCAUUACCCCUAAAGUUGAUUUCGCCACUGAUCUAUUCAACAUGCUUUCAAUGGAUGACCCAGUCGAAAAUGGCUCAGAGGCAGUUGCUUCAGAUGAUAAUAUGUGGGCAGGUUUUCAGUCUGCUGGAGCAUUGAAAACUUCCGAAGAAACAGGGACAACAACAUCUGAAGAAAUCAAGCCGCCAUUGCCGUCCGGUGUUGAAGAUUUAUUUAAGGAUUCACCACCAACUGCACCUGUCACCUUGUCAGAGAAGCCUAAAAAAGAUGUUAAGAAUGACAUUAUGAGCCUUUUUGACAAGUCCAAUAUGGUAUCGCCGUUUGCAAUGCAUCAACAGCAGCUUGUUAUGUUGGCACAACAACAGUCUCUUUUAAUGGCGGCGGCUACAAAUCCAGCUGAGGGUGCACUAAAAGCACAAGUGCCAACUGGCACCAACAACUUAUCAGACCAUGGCUGGCAGAAUCUUGGCUAUCACCAGUUUCCAGGGGUAAUGGGCCCCACAGCUGUAAGGAAUGAACUAGGGAAGUAUUUGCAGGUGGGCACUACGGUUACUCCAGAUUUAGCUGGGAACUCGGUUCCAUUUUCAACUACCAGUGUCUACAGCGCAGGACAAUCUUCUUCCACCAAUGGUGUAGUCACACAUGGAACAACCAAGGCGGCGGAGGCCCCAGUUUCUUCCAUUGCUACACUGGCGGCUAAAGAUUAUGACUUUUCCUCUUUGACGCAAGGAAUGCUUUCCAAACGCUGAAAACAACCCUCCAGGUGGGAAAUGUAUGAUCCUACACUUUUAGUCAUAAUAUAUCAUUAAAUUUGCAAUGGUCAUUCAUAGAAAACAUUACAUCUCAGACCAUAAAACUAUUUUGUAGCAUGCUGGAUAUUUUCUCUCUUAAUUUUCAGCUAUGUUUCCACUUUACUAUAAAAAGAAUGUGCAAUUUUUACAUUUUGAACAAACACGUAUAUCAUUUAGAGUACAUUGCCAUAGGAACGUGAAAAGAAAGCUGUCUGUAUUGGAACAUUGAAAGAUGGAGUCAUGGAGAACACUAUUAUAGGCAGCAACUUGAUAGUCUCAAUGCUGAAAUCUGCAGAUGAAAUUGAUUGUAGAGUUCACUUGCUUUGAUUUUAUUAAAAGGAUAAAUCGGUCUUUGCGUUUUUGUGUCUAUACCCGUAUUUGAUUUCACAUCUCAUGUUUUUAUUUUCUUUAGAGUGUGUACCCCCCAGAGCGCCUCAGAUGAAGGCCAAUCCUAUUAGAGUUUGCACUCUCAAGUGUUUACAUUGCAUGUUUAUCAAGCAUGUGUGCAAAAUAUGAAUGAAUUAAGCAUAAUUGAUAUACAUUUCAUGAUGUACUCUAAUAUUUAGUUUUUAGAAAAAGGUCAAAUAAGUCCUAUUGUGAAAUAAUUGUUUACCCAUAUACUACAAAACCAUCACAUGGGUGCAUUUACUAUUGGAGAAUAAUCAAGCAAGUCUGUCUGUUAAUGAGAAAACAAUAUACUACACGUUAGUGGCA